Amblyraja radiata (thorny skate) is the source of this 1326-nucleotide messenger RNA. RefSeq names its product sorting nexin 20 (gene snx20). NCBI's taxonomy places the organism in Eukaryota, Metazoa, Chordata, Chondrichthyes, Rajiformes, Rajidae. Gene Ontology annotation, cellular component: early endosome membrane. Bases 148 to 1161 code for a protein of 337 amino acids. The record is from RefSeq and is a predicted model, not a curated record. Gene Ontology annotation, molecular function: protein binding; phosphatidylinositol phosphate binding. Gene Ontology annotation, biological process: protein transport. The transcript is spliced from 4 exons.
AGGGCGAGUACCCACGGAGAUAUGUGUCGAUUGUGCAAAUUAGACCUCGCUUCUCUACAUCCUAGUCCCAAGAUCACAAUAGUUGCCAAGAGCAAUUCUGUCUUUUGAUGUUUCAGUUCCAGGAGGGGAUUGAAGGUUGUCAUAGCAAUGGAAGUUGACGACAAUGAUCAGAUCAACAGACUACAACGUUUAUCAAUGAGCGAUGAUCAAUCUGCCGCAUCCUGUGGGAACGAGGGUGAGUCUGUUCCGGAGACGGGAAGCUCAGAUAUCCGAGGUCAGGGAUGUCACCCAAUGGAUGGGAUCCCAUCACAAAACCAAGCCAAUCCAAAAGCGCUGUGCGGCAGGGCACUGCCAGAAGCUCUGCUGACCACCAAGCAGCUGUUUCAGUACUGGAACACCAUGAACAAGAAGGUGAAACCCAUCCGCCUACUCUUCGAGAUACCAGAGACCAGAACUGUGAAGGAGCAGGGCUCCAGAUACGUGAUGUACAAGGUGGUGGUGAUCAGGUCGGGCACCUACGACGGCAACCAGGCCUGCAUUGAACGGCGAUACUCGGACUUUGAAAAACUGCACAGAAAUAUCCUGAGGAACUUUAAAGAAGAGGUGGAAGAGAUCACUUUUCCAAAGAAAAUGAUGGCGGGGAACUUUCUUCCCGGGAAAAUCGCCGAGCGGAAGCUGGCGUUCCGGGAUUAUCUGGCGCAGUUGUACGCAAUCAAAGACAUCCGCUUCUCCGAUGAGUUUAUUGAAUUUUUCUAUCUGCCAGAGGUGCAGGAGGGAUACGGGUGCCUGAGGAGUGGACAGUACACCAGGGCUCUGAAGGGCCUUCUCAAUGUGUUCAGCUUACAGGAGAAGCUGUGCAUGCAUCACCACAUUACCCUGGUCCUUACUCUCAGUGCUAUUGGACUGUGUUGCAGAGACCUGGGGCAUAUAGAAGAUGCCUAUGAAUUUUGCGAGAAGGCUGGGCUUAUCUUGCACAAUUUUAGUUGCCACCGGUAUUAUUACCCUCUGAUGACGAUUCAGGUUGCCCUGGGAAAUGAGUUGGGGAGGAACAUGCGGCACUUACAGGAAAGGCUGAUCAAAAUGGAGGAACUCCACGGAAACCAAAGCAACCAGCCGUCACUGAAAGAGCUGGUGGUGCAGGAAUACAUACUGGACGGCUGAUGGGGACGCAAGGAACUGCAGGUGUUGGACUUCUGCAUGGAACCCAAUGUGCCAGAGUAACUCAGCGGGUCAGGCAGCAUCUCUGGAGGGCGUGGAGAGGUGGCGUUUCGGGGAUUGGAAGCCUUCCUUGCUGGGAUAGGCGAGAUUUCAGAUCGGGAGCCUUUU